CAGCUUUGACGUUUGCACUCAUCCCUUUUCCAGCUGUGAUCUCUUUCAACAAUUUCGCACAUUUUAAAGUAAAAAGAUAAUAAUUAUAUUAAUUUGGUAAAUUUAACAUCGAAAAUGUCUGAAAAUGAAAUUAAUGGCACUGAGGAGGAUGUUCAGGAUAAGAAGCAGAAGAAACAAACCCGUCACGAUGGCGGCGCAGCAGAUUUGGAACGUGUGACUGAUUAUGCGGAGGAGAAGGAAAUCUCGGCAGCGCACAUAUCGAGCGCCGUUGAGCAAAUAGGCAAUAAGCGGAGUAAAGAAGAUGAGCGGAAAUUUGCUAAAGAAAUGGAGCUCCAGAAAGUGCAUGUGAAAAAAGAGGACAUUGAACUGAUAAUGAAUGAAAUGUUAAUUACACGCACUCAAGCAGAGAAAGUGCUUCGCGAACAGAGUGGUGAUGUUGUUGCCGCCCUGGAGGCGAUUAUUGCCAAUUGAAUUUUGGAACGCCAAUCAUUAACUGAUAAACAACACGCAAGGGCUAUAAUUUCCAUACUUUUAAUCCAUAUUUUAUAAAAAAAUAAAACUAACUAAAUACUAAAAAGAGAAAA
Molecule: messenger RNA, 584 nt
Organism: Rhagoletis zephyria (snowberry fruit fly)
Lineage: Eukaryota; Metazoa; Arthropoda; Insecta; Diptera; Tephritidae
Product: huntingtin-interacting protein K
Biological process (GO): negative regulation of apoptotic process; protein stabilization
Source: RefSeq, a predicted model, not a curated record